Molecule: messenger RNA, 372 nt
Organism: Sclerotinia sclerotiorum 1980 UF-70
Lineage: Eukaryota; Fungi; Ascomycota; Leotiomycetes; Helotiales; Sclerotiniaceae
Exons: 2
Coding region: 1-372 (123 amino acids)
Source: RefSeq, a predicted model, not a curated record
AUGCCUUUAUGCGAUGAUCACACUGGUGCCAAAACUAAGAUUGUACAUGGAAAUUGUCCUUAUCAUCAGAGGUGGAUUGAUACGUCGUCGCCAGGGCAAAAAGCUUCAGAUUCCACACGUCAAGACGAUGGAGUGCCAAUCUCGAUAGUGCAUGAUUCUUUUGCACUACCAAUGCAACCUUCCGAACCCGGAAAACUAUCUUCAAGAUCAUAUCAGCCUCCUCGAUCAGACAUAAAUGUGUUCUAUGAAACUCAAAGACCGAGCCCGCAGUGGCAUCAUCACCUGUCAACAUCCUAUCAACCAGCUCAGGGACGCUCAUAUCAAUAUCACCGACUAGUAGUUAACCAACUAGCCCAUAGAUACUCACAUUAG